This is a messenger RNA of Erigeron canadensis, 1494 nucleotides long. Its product is annotated as organic cation/carnitine transporter 4-like. The record is from RefSeq and is a predicted model, not a curated record. Bases 1 to 1494 code for a protein of 497 amino acids. The transcript has 2 exons. Gene Ontology annotation, cellular component: membrane. Lineage: Eukaryota; Viridiplantae; Streptophyta; Magnoliopsida; Asterales; Asteraceae. Gene Ontology annotation, biological process: transmembrane transport. Gene Ontology annotation, molecular function: transmembrane transporter activity.
AUGUCAUCCCAUACAAAUAAGUUCUUGGAUGAUCUCAAGCCACCUCUCCUCGUCCCUCCGGUGGAAAUUAACCAUCUCGGCGAAUACGAUGAACAUGUACCACUAGAGCGGCUUUCCGUUGACGAAAUGCUAACCAAAUACUGUGGUGAGUUCGGGUUUUGGCAAUUCAAGCAUUUUGUGCUCACAUCUAUUGGCUGGGCUCUUAAUGCCUUCCACACAAUGGUUAUGAUUUUUGCUGACCAGGAACCAGCUGCUUGGACAUGUGAUCAAGCAGCCGGUUGCGCUGACAAGAGUAGUGUUUGUGGGCUUGAGCCGGGUGCCGGGAUAUUUGGUCACUUAUCUGAUUCAAAAUUGGGUAGAAAAGGAUCAUUGGUGACUGUAUGCAUUCUGAACUCCAUUUUUGGUCUAUUAACAUCCAUCUCCCCUAACUAUUGGACCUAUGUCUUCCUCCGUCUACUCACCGGCCUUAGUACAAGUGGUGUGGGCCUAUGCGCCUUUGUUCUUGCCACUGAACCCGUAGGCCCAAACAAACGUGGCAUCGCCGGCAUGUCUACUUUCUAUUUUUUCUCCACCGGUAUAGCCCUUUUAUCUGGCAUAGCUUAUAUAUUCCAAUCAUGGCGGUCUCUUUAUAUUGCUUCUUCCAUACCCUCCAUUCUUUUUCUAGUUUUCAUCCUGCCUUUUCUCUCUGAGUCACCUCGUUGGUACCUUGUUCGAGGUAAACCUGAUCAAGCCAUGAAGAUCAUGCAUAGUAUUGCCAAAUCAAAUGGAAAAUGUAUCCCAGAAAAUGUCCAUAUUGCUCUAGAUGAAGAAACCAGCAAGACUAAUGAUUACAAGGGUAUUGAAAUUGGAAUAAACAAUGACAUAUUAACAGGGUCGAUGCUAGAUGUAAUCAAAUCACCAUUAACAAGAAAACGAAUGUUUCUUGUGGCGGGAAUCAACUUCUUAAGCUCAGUCGCAUACUAUGGACUGAGCUUAAACGUUGUGAACCUUAAAACAAGUCUCUAUCUCAAUGUGUUACUCAAUGCCAUUGCAGAGAUGCCUGCAUAUCUUUUGACUGCAAUCUUGAUAGAUAGGUUUGGGAGGAAACCGCUUGGCGUUGGAACACAAUGGUUUAGCGGGGUCUUUUGCAUUGUAGGCAGCUUGUUGGGAAGCCAAGGGAUCUGGAAGACGGUGAGGAUGGUAUGUGGAGUUUUGGGCAUAUUUGGUAUGGCCGGGACUUACAAUUUGCUAUUUAUCUACGCGAUGGAGUUGUUUCCAACGGUUGUCAGAAACGCAGCACUUGGAUGUGCUACACAAAUGGGACAAUUAGGGGCAAUUCUAGCGCCUUUCGUAGUCGUUAUGGGUGGUGGUUUCCCUUUUCUAGUGUUUGGGGCAUGUGCAAUGGUGGGCGGGAUUCUUAUAUUAUACCUGCCCGAAACAUUAAACAAGCCAUUAUACGACACCAUGAACGGGAUGGAGGAUGGAGAGAAUGAGUUCCCAGUAGUGAAUGCAUAA